AUGCCGUUCCAGCUCAAGGCCGGCCACCACCACGGCGCCAUGGACGGGAAGCCGCCGCCGCCGCCGCCGCUCGCGCCGCCCAGGGUCUCCCGCCUCCGCAGGCUGCUCGUGAGGGUCUCCGCCUCGGAGCGCCUCGCGGUGGCCGGGGACGGCAAGGAGCGGGAGAAGGAGGAGAGGCCGGUGGGCAGCGGGGAGGCGGAGGUCGGCUCGGUGGGGCUCGACCGCAUGGUGCUCAGCUUCAUGGAGGACUCCGCGGCCGUCGAGCGCCCGCCGCGCGGCCGCUGCAACUGCUUCAACGGCAGCAACUACGAGGAGAGCGACGACGAGGAGGGCUUCUUCCUCCCCUCCGGCCAGGCCUCCGCGCCUCCCCCGUCCGCGGCCGGCGACACCCUGGAGGCACUCAAGGUACUACUGGAAUUUCCGCAUGGCACGCCAACCCCUCCCAAAUUGGGAAAAGCCGCAACGAAUUUACGAGGCGGUUGCCUCCUUUCCCUUUGCGUGCAGAGUUUGGUGCAGAGCGCCAGCGUCGCCGAGCGGAACCUUCUCGCCGACGCUUCCAGGAUCGCCGAGCGGUGCGGCAGGACCUGCAAGGGCAAGGCCGAGUGCCGCCGCGCCGUCGCCGACGGCCUCAGGGCCCUCGGCUAUGACGCCGCCGUCUGCAAGUCGCGCUGGGAGAAGACCAAGUCCUACCCCGCUGGGGAGCACGAGUACAUCGACGCCGUUGUUGGGGACGGAGCGAGGCUGAUCGUGGAGGUGCACUUCAGGUCCGAGUUCGAGGUGGCCCGGUCGACCAAGGCGUACCGCGCGGCGCUCCAGGCGCUGCCGCCGUUGUUCGUUGGCACGUCCGACCGGCUCGGGAAGAUCGUGUCCGUGGUGGCGGAGGCGGCGCGGCAGAGCAUGAAGAAGAAGGGGCUGCACUUCCCACCAUGGCGUAAGCCGGAGUACAUGCGCGCCAAGUGGCUGUCCCCGCACGUCCGCACCGGCGACAAGGCGGCCGCCCCGUCCCCCGCCGCCUCUGCAACUGCAACUGCGACGGCGGUGUCGGCGGCGAGCUUCUCCGGCGAGUUCGAGCUGCUGUUCGGCAUGAACCAGAGCGGGGGGGUCUCGUCCACCCCCGGCGAGAAGAUCACGGUGGUGGUAUCGCCGUGGCGCCCGACGGAGGAGGCGGCGAGCAAGAAGCAGCAGCCCAGGGCGAAGGUCGUCACGGGGCUCGCCGCCGUCCUCUGA
Molecule: messenger RNA, 1227 nt
Organism: Triticum turgidum subsp. durum (durum wheat)
Lineage: Eukaryota; Viridiplantae; Streptophyta; Magnoliopsida; Poales; Poaceae
Source: the annotation of a GenBank genome assembly